AUGCAGAUUUCCCCAUCUUUCGAGAAGUGGCAACAGUUGUUCAAGGACUCUUUCCCUUCGCUGGAUCAAUAUGGAGCGAUCUAUCAAGAUCUUCAUCAAAAUCCGGAGCUUCCUACGCAAGAGUCACGUACUGCAGCGGUGGUCGCUGACCACCUGGAAUCUCUCAAUUACGAGGUGAAGCGAAACAUCGGUGGUCAUGGAGUUGUUGGCAUCCUGAAAAACGGAGCGGGACGGACAGUAUUACUCCGCUCAGAACUCGAUGCAUUGCCAUUGGAGGAAAAGACAGGGCUGGCGUAUGCCAGUAAAGUCAAGCAGCUUGACGCAGAUGGUCAGAUCAAGCCAGUGAUGCACGCCUGUGGUCACGACAUGCACAUGACCAGUUUAUUGGGUGCGGCCAACCUUCUACACGAAACACGCAAGGCCUGGUCCGGCACACUCAUCUGUCUAUUCCAGCCAAAUGAGGAGCGACUUCUAGGCGCCCAAGCAAUGAUCGACGACGGCCUCUUCGACAAGAUACCACUUCCCGAUAUUGUGCUAGGGCAGCAUGCUGUUCCUACGAAGGCAGGCACCAUAGGUACACGACCUGGCCGUGUUCUUGCCUUCCUGGACUCUUUGGCCGUACGCGUCUAUGGCAAGGGCACACACUCUUCAACGCCGAGCCUAGGAAUCGACCCCAUAUUGAUGGCGAGCUGUAUCAUCUCCCGGUUACAAACGAUCAAUGCUCGGGAGAUUGACUUCAACGAGCCUUGUACUAUCACAAGCGGCUAUCUUCAUGGCGGAACCGAUGCGAGCAUUAUACCCGAGUUUGCUGAUUUCACUGUCGAUGUCCGAUCGUUUAAGGAAGACGUACAGAAGACAGCUGUUCAAGCUGUGAAGCGCAUAAUCGAAGGAGAAUGUGAGGCUGCAAAAUCCCCACAAACCCCUCGUAUUGUGACUUCUGCAAGUUGUCCUCCCAUCGACAAUGACACAGACGCGACUAACAAAUUCACUACUGCUUUGCGCCGGUACUAUGGUGAUGAGGCUCCCUCUAAGGUGAUUGAGAUGGAUCUCGACAUCACUGCAGAUGAUUUCGUUCUUCUUGGGCACCCUCCGGGCAAAGAAGCUAUUCCGUACAUAUACUGGAAUUUCGGUGUCACCCCAAGAGACGAGUAUGACAGGGCUGAGAAAGAUGGAACGCUCAGAGAUCUACCUUUCAAUCAUAACAGCAAGUUUGCAGCAGAGAUUGAGCCAUCUCUGAGAGCUGGAAUCGAGGGGUUGGCGAUUGCUUCAGUUUUGUUCUUGCAGACGGAUUAA
This is a messenger RNA of Alternaria arborescens, 1293 nucleotides long. RefSeq lists its product as hypothetical. The transcript has a single exon. Gene Ontology annotation, molecular function: hydrolase activity. Bases 1 to 1293 code for a protein of 430 amino acids. The record is from RefSeq and is a predicted model, not a curated record. Lineage: Eukaryota; Fungi; Ascomycota; Dothideomycetes; Pleosporales; Pleosporaceae.